Dermatophagoides pteronyssinus (European house dust mite) is the source of this 826-nucleotide messenger RNA. RefSeq lists its product as uncharacterized. The record is from RefSeq and is a predicted model, not a curated record. NCBI's taxonomy places the organism in Eukaryota, Metazoa, Arthropoda, Arachnida, Sarcoptiformes, Pyroglyphidae.
UUCUAAGCUUGAUUCAACAAAAGGAACACCAACAUCUUCAUCAUCAUCAUCAUCUUCUUCUUCAUCACCAUCAUUAUCAUCGUCAUCACCAUUAUCAACAUCGACGACAUACAAUCAACCGAUCAAUAAUAUUAUUAUACAAGAAUUAUUAAAACAAUCCAACAACAACAUAUUACAACGUUUGGAUGGUCAACAAUUUAUCAAUAUAUUUGAUCGAUUAAUGGAUGGUGAGCUUACAAGGAUUAUUGAACAAAUCAAAUCUAAAAAUAACAAAUUCAAUUUGAUAACACCGAACAAAUUGACAGCCAAGCAAUAUAUUAGUAUUUUGGAUAAUUAUAGUUCCGGUGAGGUUAGUGCACGUUUAGCAUCCAUUUUUUCAUCAUCGCCAUCAUUAUUAUCGUUGAAUAAUGUUGUUGGUGGUGGUAGUGGUAGACGUAAUCGUCGAUCAUCAUUUGAUUCAAUGACAGGUUUAUCGAUCGGUUAUUCUAAACGAAGAUUCGAUCCAAUGAUUGGUUUAUUACCAACCAAACGUGGAAUGAAUUUCGAUGAAAUGGAUCAUUCUGGUUUUGCUGGUUUUGCUAAACGUGGUAUAGUUGAUUUUGAUGAAAUGGAUCAUUCAGGUUUUGCUGGCUUUAAUAAACGUCGUUCAGCCGAUUUUGAUGAAAUGGAUCAUUCAGGAUUUGCUGGUUUUUCUAAACGUCGUAAUUUUGAUGAAAUGGAUCAUUCGGGUUUUGCUGGUUUUGCUAAACGUUUUAAUGAUUUUGAUGAAAUUGAUCGCAGUGGUUUUAAUGGUUUUGCUAAACUUAUUGUUGGUUUAACACCAUAA